CAACAGUAAUCUGGUCAGUGCUCUGCGGUGUACAGGUCAAAAGUUCUAUCUAGCGUAGCGUACACGUAUCUCGUUGUGCGUUUACUUAUUUUAUAUCAACAGGAGGUAGUAUAGGAAAUUAAUUGGACACUAACUUCUAGCGGGAACACGAGUGGCGCAGUUUGUAGAAGCAGGACAAGGAAAGGAUUUGAUCAGAAUGUGUGAGGCAAGCGGUGUCAGGUUUGGUGAUGUGGUGGACAACGCAGGGGCGCAGGCAGAGGAGGGUGUUGUUGUACCAAGGCGUGUCCUGGUCGGCAUGGAUGGAAGUGCCGAUGCUGACCAAGCAUUUGAUUGUAAGUUUUUUUGUUUUUUUUUAAAUUAAUUAUAUUUUGUCAUUUUUAUCUGUACAAAUUUUUAAUUGUGCCAUAGCUCAACUGUCUUGUAUAAUGUAUGAAAAAUUCUAUUGGUCGCUUCCAAAAAUAAGAAAAUCUGGAAAAUUAAGGUUAGUCAACGUCAAAGUGAAGCUAGAUUUGAAGAAUUCACAACGACCAGUACAUUAAUCUCAGUCUGAUUUUUUAAAGUUAACCUCAACCUGGUAAGUUAGUCCCAUACUACUGUCUGGUCAGUUAGUCCCAUACAACUGUCUGGUCAGUUAGUCCCAUACUACUGUCUGGUAAGUUAGUCCCAUACUACUGUCUGGUGAGUUAGUCCCAUACUACUGUCUGAUAAGUAAGUCCCAAUCUGGUGUUAAAAAUGGCCACCUAUCUUCUUGUUAUGUUCCAUUUUGAUUGUAAAAUGUCAUGCAUAGUAAAUUCAUAAUAAAUGUUUAGUUAACUCAUUAAAAACAAAUAUAGUUAAUGUGUUAGUGCGACUAGUUUCCAGGUAGUAAAAAGCUUAACUUUGGCUUAAUUUACCCAUAUUUAAUGCUUUCCCUAGGGUACAUUGAAAAUAUAUUCCUCCCCACUGAUUACGUCAUAAUUGGCUACUGUCCGGCCGCGGGCUCAGCAUUUCACUGUAAGUAAACAAAAAUUAACCCCAGUUAUUUAUUUAUUUUUUUUGUUACAUGUCAUUUCGUUCUCAUUUAAAUGUGCUUAAAGUCAAGAAUUCUUUAUACUAGAAACUUCUUAUCAUGCGCCUGUCUUUGCAUUCCUUUUGUAAUGUAUCAUAAUGUGUCCUCUUACUUUAUCCUCAUAAUAUGUGUUCUCAUAAUGUGUCCUCAUAAGAUGUGUCCCUAGUAUAUGCUAAUGGCAAUAAUAAUUUUUGCGUUAAAUUUUUGCCUAUGUCAUUCCAUUCUCAAAUAGUAUCAAUGGACUUCAUUUUUGGCAUUCAGAUGAAGUUUAUGAUCCCAACAAUUUAAGAUGUUGGUUGAAUGUUGAGAUGAACCAGAAUUUGAACCACUCAUAAUACCGUACUGCGUGCAAUAAUAUAUGAAAACCUUGCACUUCUUAACUCUCAGUAUCCAUACUACACCUAAUUGUUAAUACCAAAAUGAAAAUAAUUCAGUUAUUAACGUAUGCAGUCAUUAAAUCAUUCAAUAUUAUUAUUUUUUUUUUUUUAUUUACGCGACCAAUCUCGAUGCAUUAUGCAAAUUAAUCAGGUCAAAUUAAAGGAAUGUAAUAUUGAUGGCCGUCACAGCCUAAUUUUUGGAACAGAUCUAACAAAAAAAUGAAUCAGAUUAUUGGCAUAAGUACGGUAUCUAUCAAAGUGUUUUAGACUUCUAUAAGGAUUACUUCUGAAACUAUCUUUGGCCAAGGACCAGAACAAUAAUGGGCCAAUACACCACGACCUGGUAGUUGCUGUAAACAUUUAGUUUUGUACAUCCCACCCCACGAGAUAAUGACACGUUCAAUGAUAAGUCGGCCAUCACUGGUGGUCAGAGGGACAGUUUCAGUACUAUUGCUGGCAAGCCUGUGAAUGGAUUUUUUAAAAAAAAAAUUUGGUGGAGUGGGGGUUGAUUCCUUUACUCAAACUUAAUACUCAAUGUUACUUUUUCUUUCAUCUAUUUCCACUGCCUAGCUCCCCAGGCCCUCCUAGCCUCCCAGGCCCUCCUAGCUCCCCAGGCCCUCCUAGCUCCCCAGGCCCUCCUAUCUCCCCAGACCCUUCUAGCCUCCCAGGCCCUCCUAGCUCCCCAGGCCCUCCUAGCCCCCCAGACCCUUCUAGACCCCCGGGCCCUCCUAGACCCCCGGGCCCUUCUAGACCCCCCGGGCCCUCCUAGCACCAUAAGUCCAACUUGAAAUUACACACGACAAUAACAAACAUAAGUGUAACCAAAUGUUACCUUGAAUGGAGUAGCACGUUAGCGGCGGAUUCGUAAGGCGGGUAGCAAUCUGUGCAGCCCAAUUUAUCCAGGUCAUCUUCAGCAAUCAUGGGGGGAAACUAAGAAUAUCGAACUUAAGGUAAUUGGCACCUUUCACUUGUUGGUACGCCAAGAUACCUGUGAUUGUGACAGCAUGUUGAUGAAAUUGGUUCUUAAAGACAAUUUAUAGUUUGAACUGUAUCCUCCCCACCCCACCUUUUCCCUUACAUCCUUGAUGUCCCUCUAAUGGUUAAUUUCCAUGCAUCAUUUUUAAUUUUAAAUCCGUGGUAAGACCCAUCCAUUGUCCUGGACACCACUUCCACCGUGGUGAGACCCAUCCAUUGUGCUGUCCGUGGACACCACUUCCACGGUGGUGAGACCAAUCCAUUGUGCUGUCCGUGGACACCACUUCCACCGUGGUGAGACCCAUCUAUUGUGCUGUCCCUAGACACCACUUCCACCGUGGUGAGACCCAUCCAUUGUGCUGUCCUUGGAGACCACUUCCACCGUGGUGAGACCCAUCCAUUGUGCUGUCCCUGGACACCACUUCCACCGUGGUGAGACCCAUCCAUUGUUCUGUCCCUGGACACCACUUCCAGCUGAGAGUUCGCUAAAGUUGCAUAGUUGUAGUCAAUAAUCAUGUUUUUCUACAAGCCGUCGACAAAAUCUUGAUAAUGUAAACUUGAGUCCUAUAUUUAUCAAUGUAAGUAGGUCACCGCGCAUUAAUGGCGUAUCAAAAUGUAAACACUGGGGAAAACAGCCUCGGGGUGAAGGCCGUCUAUUUAUGGCAUGAGCCGAGAACAGGACUUAGUUUGAAUCAUUCUUGUAAGGGGCUAUCUAUUUUUUAAAGGCAUGAUUUGGCGAAUCAAAACAACGUGUUGAUAUUUCGUCAUCCUGAAGUCACGUGGGUAUAGAUAUGAUUAAUCUUGGCCAUCAAAAGGUCAGUUGGGCAGUUGUUGAUUUUUUUCUUUCUGCAAAGGAUACCGCAUCCUUUAUGACAAAUGCCCUAACUGUCCGUCUAUGCCCAAAAUAGCCCUGAGUGCUAGCAGCUGUUGUGUAGACCUAAAAUAAAUAGAAACCGAGGGGGGGGGGUUAACUAAUGAAAUGUCAUUGACAUACAGAGCGGUAGGAACUAGACUUUUGUAACAAUUGUUACUUAAUGUAACAUGCAUGCGUAGCGACCAGUUUUUGGGAACUAAAUUCUGAUAGUGCGAAAUCUAUGACUUAGUUCAUUACCAUGCUAGACAUUUAUUGCAAUUUUAUAAUAUAUUUUUAAAAUUUUUCCUAAAUUUGUUACAGCAAUUUUUGAAGUCAAUAUAUAACAAAAAUAUGAAGCAAAAAAAAUUGUACGUAAAGAAAUAUUUUUUUUUUUAAAUGGGCGCUACUAAAAGCUGGACAUUGCUGCGGGAACUGCAGGUUAAUAGGGAGAUGGGUGGUGGGAGGGGGUAUCCCAUCUGGCAACUCCGUUGAACAAUCAAAUUCGUAUGGUGAAGGUGAUGUUACUGUCAGACGAUAACGCCAUGUUCAUGGCACCACAUGUCUGUCGGACGUAUUUCACGAAUGCCUCUCUUCCUCCCACAGUUGAUGGUUUCUUCUCCAACGUUAACAGUCACGUGAUCGAGUUUCAGGAGAAAGUGAGCCACGUCAAGGAAGCAUUGGAGAACAAGCUGAAGCAAACAGAGGUCUGUACAAACAGGGGUCUUUACAAACCGGGGUCUGUAGUCAGGCAAACAGGGUUCUGUGGUCAGGCAAAAAAGGCUCUGUACAAACAGGGGUCUGUACAAACAGGGGUCUGUACAAACAGUGGUCUGUAGUCAGACAGACAGGGGUCUGUAGUCAGACAGAUAGGGGUCUGUACAAACAGGGGCCUAUACUCAUACCAUUAGUUAUGUAAUGUAAGCCUAGUUCCACUCAUACCAUCAAAGGACUGAUUCUGCAAGGGCAGACAACCAAUGUGUCUAAGACUAAACAUAAAUCAUCAUUGUUAUGAUUAUUGAACUUUGGGUUACUCAAUGCAUUCUCAAAAUAAUUUAAUUUAAUUCAUCAUUAAAAUCAUACCUUGUUUGCACAUCAAAUAAUCCUGCACAUAUUUCACAUUUCGUUAUGUUGUAAGAAUAUGUCUAGUCGUGUCCUCAUAAUAUUUCGUAUGUGUCUCCUUUAUGCCCCCCCCCCCCAGGCUCACGGCGUGGUCAAGAUACUGGGAGGCACCAAUGCUGGCAACUCCCUCAUCAAAGAGGCGGAGAAAGAGAACGUGGAACUCAUAGUGGUGGGCAGCCGAGGUCACGGCGUCCUGAGACGGACGGUUCUGGGCAGCGUGUCCGGCUACGUGGUCCACCACAGUCACGUGCCGGUCUUGGUGUACCCUCCGAUGCAGAACUCCAACGUCCACCACGGCUACAACAACAACAAGGUCAACGAGCAGCAGAACAAGACCAGAGACUCGACCACCGAGGACAAACACAUCUUUGUUAAGUUAUAGUGAUCGCAUCAAUUAUUAGGUUACAGUUGUCACGUGACGCAUCUUUGUUAGGUUGUAGUGGUCACGUGACACAUCAUUGUUAGGUCAUAGCUGUCACGUGACAUAUCAAUUGUAGGUGGUAGUUGUCAUGUGACAUCCUUGUUAUGUUGUGGUUGUAAUGUGACAUAUCAUUUUUAGGUUGCAGUCGUCACGUGGCACCUGGUAUAUUAUUGUUUACCUGUAUCAUGGUUGAGCUUAUUGUGGUCACCUGGGUCCAUUUGCUUGUGUGUUCAUAAAAUUUUAGAAUGGCCUGUAACGGGCACUGCUCCAUAUGACGGGCACUGCUCCACAUGACGGGCACUGCUCCACAUAAUGGGCACUGCUCCACAUGACGGGUGCUGCUCCACAUAAAGGGCACUGCUCCACAUGACGGGCACUGCUCCACAUAAUUGGCACUGCUCCACAUGACAGGCACUGCUCCACAUAAAGUGCACUGCUCCACAUGACGGGUGCUGCUCCACAUAAAGGGCACUGCUCCACAUGACUGGCACUGCUCCACAUAAUUGGCACUGCUCCACAUGACGGGCACUGCUCCACAUAAAGGGCACUACUCCACAUGACUGGCACUGCUCCACAUGACGGGGCAGGACAUUGUGGCCCAAAGUGAAUACGUCACACUGCAACAUUUUGGCCCCAGGUUUCUCAUUGUACGAGAGUGUACAUUUGGAGACCUCUUUCUCUUUGUACACUUUAAAACUAUGUGUCCUAAUUGAUGGAAUGGAACAAACAAAGAGCAUUGUUGACAUGAAGUAUCACUAGGUUACCAGCUUAAGAAAAGGGUAAUACUGUGUUAAAAGGGUAAUACUUAGUUGAUACAAGAGUACUACUCAAUUGAUGCAAGAGUAAUCCUCGGUUGAUACAAGGGUAAUACCCGAAACGAAAUAAAUCAAAAUAAUUCAAUUUUACUUUGUCAUGUGAUACUUGUGUAAUCAUGUGAUACAUGUACAGUCACGUGAUACAUAUGCAGUCACGUGAUACAUAAACAGUCAUGUGAUACAUGUCUAGUCAGAUUGAAUGCAUUGCUGUCAUAUUCCACACAAUUUUUGUGUGUAUCAUUUAUUUAGAGAAAGAAAAAAACCGUAUUUCUAUUAAUGAGCAUCAUUAUUGCAAAAGAAAUUUCUUUUUGUAAUGAUUUUGGAAUUCUUUUUUAGCUGGAUGAAAACUGUGCUUCAAACUACGUCAAAAACAUUUUUUGGUAAAAAAAAUUCAAUUUUUAUGUGGUAUAAUUUAUAUUUGUAUACCUCAGUAUGAUUUUCUCUGAUGUAAAACUACAAAACAAAAAAGGCUUCUGUAUGACAACAUAGAACAUAGCAGCAACAACCAGGGGUCUGUAUGACAACAUAUAAAAUACCAGCAAUCACCAGGGGUCUGUAUGACAACAUAGAACAUAGCAGCAACAACCAGGGGUCUGUAUGACAACAUAGAACAUAGCAUAGCAGCAACAACCAGGGGUCUGUAUGACAACAUAGAACAUAGCAGCAAUCACCAAGGGUCUGUAUGACAACAUAGAACAUAGCAGCAACAACCAUGGGUCUGUAUGACAACAUAGAACAUAGCAGCAACUAACAGGCUUCUGUAUAGAAUAUAGAACAUACCAGCAAUCACCAGGCUUCGGUUUGACAAGAUAGAACAAACCAGCAAUAAUUGAAACAUUAGAUACGGACGGACUCCAAAUCCUGCUAUAAAUAUAACGUCUUUCUCUUAUAAAACUAUAUUUCAAAUGUUUGUUGAAAAUACGUCAUUAAUGUCCAGAUAUGUAAAAUAUGUUGGCGGUAGUUUUGCAUGUGGUAUAUCAUAUGAUUAACGAGUCUAUACUUGUACCAAUGCCACGUCAUCAAUGGGAUGUCACUGUGGCUACUAAAGAAGUAAAUUAUUUCUUUGGUUACCUCCCUCUAUUUUAUCUUAUUUUUUACACUUAUUCAAUGCACAACUUAUUAUUCUUCAUUAAAAAUAAUAAUGAUUUUGGUCAUCCUCAUUACUUUCUCCCUUCUUUCCUAUUUUUGAUUACUCCUUUCUUUCUGUUUCAUUCCCUCUCUCUCUCUCUCUCUCUCUCUCUCUCUCUCUCUCUCUCUCUCUUCUCUCUCUCUCUCUCUCUCUACUCACUUUCAAGCCAUCUGAUUUUACCAUCUACGUGCUAUUGAUGUGACCAAUUAUUUCCUUCUUACAUUCCCUCUAUUUUAUGUGUGUAAUCUCUAUCUCUGUUUAUCUAUACACGCAUCUCUCUCUCUAUCUUCUCUCUCUCUCUCUCUCUCUCUCUAUCUUCUCUCUCUCUCUCUACUCACUUUCAAGCCAUCUGAUUUUACCAUCUACGUGCUAUUGAUGU
This is a messenger RNA of Lymnaea stagnalis (great pond snail), 7116 nucleotides long. Lineage: Eukaryota; Metazoa; Mollusca; Gastropoda; Lymnaeidae. The record is from the annotation of a GenBank genome assembly.